Clonostachys rhizophaga is the source of this 891-nucleotide messenger RNA. The record is from the annotation of a GenBank genome assembly. NCBI's taxonomy places the organism in Eukaryota, Fungi, Ascomycota, Sordariomycetes, Hypocreales, Bionectriaceae.
AUGGCUUCGACUCCCGAAAGCCAGGCGCUGAGCCCGGCAAUUUCCAUCGAUGAGUUGAUUAACCCUUGCCCGACACGCGAGAUCCUCCUCAGGAUGAUCAACCAGGAUGACGUCUCUACAGUGAGCGCAGUAGAGAAAAUCGCCGUUUUAACCGAGGCAGCUAGCCAGACCGAUACGCUAUCCGGGCUCGCGAAUAUCGUAACUGCCACUCUGAUUGCAUUGGCCAAGCGCAUACCACAUGACAAGCAAUCCAAGCUUGUCGAGUUCACCGUUCGCCUGGGACAGACCACCGUGCCUGACCCCACAGAGGGAGGGGAGCUAUGCUUCCACGCCGGGAUAACAAAGAUACCAUUUUGGUCGGGGAUGCCUGAGUUUUUAGAUCAUUUGUCUACAGAAUGGCUGAGAAACUCCAGGGUCACUCAUAGUAGCCGUUUGGCUAAUCUUGACUUUGCGAAUUUAGUGGCCUUUUAUGCCCAGCUCGCGAAUGCCAAAUUCCAGGGCCUUGGCUAUAACAGUUCUUGGGACUAUCCCCAAUUGAGACAGAUGUAUAAUAAGACAUCGCUUUCAAUUCAAGAUGUGCGGGUAGCUUGCAUGUGGUUUAUCCACUCGCCGAGGAAGGCUUGGGCGGAUAUCCAUAUCAACAGCGACGACGGCUCUCACCCCAAGCUCUGGCGAGCGUGGAAGCGACAUUUACGAGAAUACCAUUUCUCGGAUGAUGGUUCAGAUGCAGAACUCCAGAUUUGUAUUGCACGUGCUCUGGAUAACAUGAACAAGACUGAAGCUGAGCUGGAGAUAAACGGCUCUGUUCCCUUCGUAUGGCGGAACCGUGGGAAGGGCUCCUACAGCUCGCCUUCAGAUCUGAUCCGCAGCAUUGAGAAGCUGGGGUUCUAG